AUGCGAGAAGUUAUCAGCAUUAGUGCUUCCCAUCGAGCAAACCAUGUUCUUACCCAAUUCUACAACGGCCAAGAACAACUUCUCCAAGCUACCAACAACGUCAAUGAACCGGGCGUGUUUCUGAACCCAGUGGUUGACAGAAUCAGCAAAACGGUGUCUUACUCACCAAGAGCUCUGUUGUGGGACGCAAGAAACGGUGUAGGAUCGCUUGGAUUGCACGAAUACGAAACUGGCCACGAUUACUAUUUCGACCCAGACCGUAAGCCGGAGGAAGCCACUCAAAAAGGCGUCCAAGUCAUCCAAACUCACCAGAGAAUACCAAAAUCUGAAUACCAAACGGCAAUUGACUCCAACGGCCGCCUGCCAGAACUGACCGAUGCCAACACUAAGUACUGGUCCGAUUAUACCAAACUGGUUUUUGGAUCGUCCAAUUUGAGCUCUUUGAAAGACUGGUACCACAACGUGGAAGAUCCAUCGCUGCCGGACUUCCAAGACCAAAAUCAAGCGUAUUUCAACAACUACGAAGUCGGCUACAACGAGUUCAAGAGUAACUACAGCACGGAGUUUCUAGAUGAGAAAUUUCACUGGCAAUUGGAGUCCUGUGAUGGCCUCCAGGGCAUCAAUCUCGUUUCCGAGCUAGACAAUGGUUGGGGCGGGUUUUCGUCCAGCUUGCUGUUGGAAGUACGAGACGAACUUCCCAAGACCGACAUUAUAACGUGGGGGUUCAACAAAGACGACGCAUUGACGCUGCAGAAACCCGUUCGUUCGUCCAAGACCAAUUUUGAUCUUAUUUGCAACAAGAUUCGUUCUACCAUCAGUCUUGUGCGCGACUCAGAGCUGUUUUUCCCAUUGUAUUCAAAUCCACAGCAGUCGCUUUGGCAGUCUGCUGGUGCUGCAACUCUGCUUUUCGAUGCUGUGAACUCUGUUUCUUCCAAUCGAGUUCCGGAAGAUCGUGUUUUGUUUGGCCAAAUAGUCGCAAUGCUCACACAGGGAGAAACUCGACAAAACGUUGUCUCGCAGCUCGAAGCCGAUAACAUCGAUUUUUCUUUCUACUCACGCAUUCCUAAAGUCAAGACUACUGGAGAGAAAGUGUUUAACAAACUCGUCAUUUCAAGAGACUCUACAAGUGUCGUUAAGGAGCCGUGGAUGCUGAAAAGCUACGAAUGGCAGCCCUCAGACACAAUCCCUAUGGACUAUAGAGCGAACACCAAAUACACUACCAACUUGGCCGUGACGGAACAACCCAGAGAUGUCUUCAAGAGCUGGUUUGACCUGGUUUCGCGCUAUUUCCGCUACGAUUCCGACCGGGAAGAGCUUAAGGAAGAGUUGGGCACUUUGGCAAGCGAGUAUGAACACGGAUGGUACGACGACGACGAAUCUGGAGACGAUUGCUGA
Lachancea lanzarotensis is the source of this 1395-nucleotide messenger RNA. RefSeq names its product LALA0S01e04896g1_1 (gene DML1). Gene Ontology annotation, cellular component: cytoplasm. Lineage: Eukaryota; Fungi; Ascomycota; Saccharomycetes; Saccharomycetales; Saccharomycetaceae. Gene Ontology annotation, biological process: mitochondrion distribution. The record is from RefSeq and is a predicted model, not a curated record. The coding region runs from base 1 to 1395 and encodes 464 amino acids. The transcript has a single exon.